This is a messenger RNA of Fonticula alba, 2068 nucleotides long. RefSeq lists its product as hypothetical. The transcript has 3 exons. The record is from RefSeq and is a predicted model, not a curated record. Bases 143 to 1969 code for a protein of 608 amino acids. NCBI's taxonomy places the organism in Eukaryota, Rotosphaerida, Fonticulaceae.
CCCCUCUCCUCCUCCCUCUCUUCCUUCCUCGCCAGCCCCUCUGCCGCGUCCCUCCGCCGCACCCAGCCCACACACCUUCCCCACUUGCGAUCGAGUGAUUUGCAAAAGAAAAAGCCGCCCUUUCGGUCCCCUCCCCCUCACGAUGACCAAGCUCACCGGCACCUCCCUCCUGGGCCUGGCCCUGAGCGCCAUGGUGAUCACGGCCGCCUCCGGCGCCAGCAUCCCCCUGAGUCGCGAGCAGCUGGAGGACGCCCAGCGCCAGGCCCGCGACGAGGCCGGCAUCAUGGCUCGCGAUGACAAGGACGAUCGCCAGCGCGAGGAGGACGACGACGACGACGACGACAAGAUCAGCGGCUACUCCAAGGACGUGCACGACGUCAUGACCGACAUCUACUACGAGCAGACCAUGACCAAGACCAAGAACAAGAGCGUCAACAAGACCUCCUCCUAUGAGUUUGAGAUUGUCCACAUCCACGACGAUCACCACCAUCAGCCCACCUCGGCGCCCACCCCGAAGCCCACCCAGAAGCCCACCCCGACCCCGACCAAGGAGCCGUCCAAGCCCGAGCCCACCCCGAAGCCCACCGAGAAGCCCACCCCCAAGCCCACCCCCAAGCCGACGCCCAAGCCGACGCCCAAGCCGACGGAGAAGCCCACCCCCAAGCCCACUCCCAAGCCCACUCCCAAGCCGACGCCCAAGCCGACGGAGAAGCCCACCCCCAAGCCCACCCCGAAGCCCACCCCCAAGCCCACCCCCAAGCCCACCCCCAAGCCCACCCCCAAGCCCACCCCCACCCCGACCAAGGAGCCGUCCAAGCCCGAGCCCACCGCCGCGCCGGUGCGCUGCACCUGCCCGGCCGGCACCACGGCCACCUGCUACAGCAGCGUCAGCCAGUGCACCCGCAACAACAACCCCCUGGUCCGGCCGAACCCGGCCGAGUGCCUCAACAACCAGCGCCAGGUGUUCACCUGCUCCGACACGCCGAAUGUCUGCCGGUCGGCCACCACCUGCGACAUCAUCGAAACCGGCACCGGCAAGCAGGACCCCCACAUGGUGGGCUUCCAUGGCGCCAGCUACUACUUCGAGGGCAUGGCCGGCCAUGAUUACAACAUCGUCUCCGACACGGACUUCCAGCUGAAUGCCCACCUGGUCCGCCUGGCCGGCCUCCAGGGCACCUACAUGAGCAAGAUCGGCAUGCUGGUCAGCGACGGCGCCGGCGGGGUCCACGCCAUCGGCUACGACCCGAACUUCGGCGCCUUCCUCGAUGGGCGCCAGCUGGCCGACGGGACGUCGCUCGAGCUCCAGGGCGCCGAUGUGGUGGUCGACCAUCUGGACGGCCGCUGGCGCCUGCACGUCCGCACCCCGACCUGGGACAUGACCGCCCGCACGGUCAUCGAGACCGGCCACAUGUCCGAGGCCUAUGUCAACCUGCAGGUCAGUGUCAUCGGCCGGCCGACCAACCCCCACGGUGUCCUGGGCCAGACGGCUCGCUUCAUCAUCGAUGGCACCGAUGCCGCCACCGCCAAGGCCAACUUCGUCUUCCAGGGCAGCGACGCCGAGUACGAGGUGAUCGAUGGCCUCUUUGGCACCUCCUUCCAGCACAACCGCUUCCAGGGGGCCGGCUUCCAGCGCGGCGCCUCCAUCGACAAGUACGUCAACAAGCGCGGCCCGGUCAAUGCCGGCCGCGUGCCGGGCGUCGGCGUGCGCAAUGCCUUCGAGCAGGACGACAGCGCCAUGUUCAUUCGCGACCCGCGCACCGGGCGCACCUAUGACCGGUUCUAUGUCAACCAGUUCCUCCGCCCGGAGGGUGUCCCCGGGGUGGCGGCCGCCGGCGAGCCCGAGCAGCGGACCCCCGAGCAGGCCCCGGCGGUCCUGUCCUACACCGGCCUGCGCAAUGCCGUCACCGACAGCCUCAGCCGCAUCCGCCCCCAGCGCCAGGCCUCUGAGCACCAGGAGCAGCGCUUCUGAGCGGGCCGGAGCGCGCGUCACCCGUGACCGCCCCCCCCCCUCCCGCGCCCGGCAGGAUGAAGCUGCCCUCCUUCCGCCGCCUCCCCUCCCCCCCCCCUC